UGGCAGCUGGCUGGCUGAUGCACGCCAGUGGUUGGCUUCUGGUUGGCUUUCUAGGUUAGGUGCAUGAAUCAUAGUCAUCGCAGUGUAUUGAGUGUUUGAGGUUGAGCGUAAUUGUCCUAAGCACGUGUUAAACGUGCUUUGGGCAUUAUUAUCCUCAAUUGAAAGUUAUACUUGAUAUUGUGACAAACAACAACAGUGAGUGAAACCUUUUGGUGUAGAAAGGAUUAAUUGUAAAGAUGGGUAAAAAAACGAAGAUUGGGAAACAGCGGCGUGACAAGUACUAUCAAUUAGCCAAGGAAACGGGAUACAGAUCUCGAGCCGCUUUCAAAUUAAUUCAGCUCAAUCGUAAGUUCGAGUUUUUGCAAAAAUCUCGAGUAUGUAUCGACUUAUGCGCAGCGCCAGGAGGCUGGAUGCAGGUUGCCAGGCAAAAUAUGCCUGUAUCAUCUAUUGUCAUCGGCGUGGAUUUAUUCCCGAUAAAACAAAUACCUGGAUGCAUCGGCCUGACCGAAGACAUCACAACGGACAAAUGCAGAGUGGCCAUAACUCGUGAAUUGAAAACAUGGAAAGCAGACGUGGUAUUAAACGACGGUGCUCCUAACGUUGGUAAAAAUUGGUUGCACGACGCUUAUCAACAAGCUGUCUUGACACUUGCAGCUGUAAAAGUAGCAACACAAUUCUUGAGACCGGGUGGUUGGUUUGUGACCAAAGUCUUUCGGUCUAAGGAUUAUCACUCGCUCGUUUGGGUACUGAAACAGUUGUUCAAAAAAGUUCAUGCCACCAAACCUCAAGCUUCGCGUAACGAGUCUGCAGAAAUAUUUGUCGUUUGUCAAUAUUAUAUCGCUCCGGAUAAGCUCGAUCCAAAAUUCUUGGAUCCGAAAUAUGUUUUUUCUGAGCUUGAAAUUGAAUCGAACAACAAGCUGAAUGUCUUUCAUCCUGAAAAACAAAAGAAAGCCAAAGCCGAAGGUUAUCCGGAGAACGAUUAUACCCUUUAUCACAAGCUCAAUGCCAGUGCUUUCAUAGCCAAUCAAAGUGGUAUAGAAGCGCUCCAGAAUACGUCGGAGAUCGUUAUCGACGAAAACAGAAUAGCGAAUCAUAUAAAAACAACAAAAGAGAUUAGGGAAUGUUGCAAAGACAUCAAGGUUUUGGGUAGAAAGGAAUUGCGGCUUUUACUCUCGUGGUGGAAAGAUCUUAGGACUGAGUUUGUCGUCGAUAGCGAGGAAAAACAUGUGGAAAGUAGUGAUCUCCGGAAGGAAACCGAAACGCCGGUGAAGACAAUCGAGGACGAGGAGGAUGCUGAAAAUGCGAUAAUAGAUGAAGAAAUCGCUAAUUUGAAAGCCGAAGCUGCACGGGAAUUGAAGAGAAAGAAGAAAAAAACAAACAAAGAGAGACAAAAAUUGAACGAGCGUCUUAAUUUGAAGAUGGUCCAUAAAGGCGACGAAGGACCCAAACUCGUGGAGGACGAUAUGUUUAGUCUCGAUCAGAUAAAAACGCAUAAUGAACUGGAAACUGUGAUCGAUCAAACUCCUGAAGUUGCCGCCGAAAGCGAUAUUGAUUCGGACGACGAGGUCAGACUGCCCAAAAAAUUCAAGUAUGAAAAGGACAGGAGCCGUCUCGAUAGUUCAGGACUUUAUUACAAAACGGAAAAUAGCGAAUCGGAAAAUUCGGAUGACCAAGAUUCCGAAAGCGAUAAAUCUGGGCUUGGAUUGAACGAGUCCGAUGAUGAGGGGGAGAAUGACGUAAUACCGAAACGGAGACAAGACGUUGAAGAUGGUAUGGAAAAUCCGCUCAUUACCGAUCUCGAUCACAGGGAUAAGAAAACGAAAAAAAUUCACAAAGCACAGUUAUGGUUCGAGAAAGAUGUUUUCAAAAAUCUCGAGAACGAGGACGAUGAAGAUUUUGAGCUUGACAAAAUGAUCGAAGUUUAUAAAAAUAAAGGGGGCAAGAUAAUCGGAGACGAGAAAGUUGAGGAUAAAAAGCCAUCGGUUGGUGUUAAAAAAGAGGAUGAUUCCGACUCUGAGUAUGACAUGGAAAUAAUGACUGAGAGUAAAAAAGUUAAAAAAGUUGGAGGAAGCGAUGGUUUCGAAGUAGUUGCGAAAAAUGCUCCGAUGAAAUCAAAGGGUAAACGGAAGCUUACCGACCAGGAACUUGCGCUCGGAUCAUUGUUGGCGCAGGGUAAAAAAUCACGUCGCGAUGUGACCGACGCGGCGUGGAACAGAUUCGCUUUCAACGACGAUAAGUUACCUGACUGGUUCGUGCAGGACGAGGACAAACAUAUGAGACAAGAAGUGCCGGUACCUAAGGAACUUGUAGAUGAGUAUAAGAAGCGAGUCGAAGAACUCAAUGUUCGCCCGAUCAAGAAGGUGAUGGAAGCGAAAGCAAGAAAAAAAAGGCGAGCAUUAAAAAAGCUCGAAAAAGCGAAGAAAAAGGUUGAAUCGCUCAUGGACAAUACGGACAUGAGCGAUCGUGAAAAAGCAAAACAGGUCAAAGCUUUAUACAAGAAAGCAACGAAAGAACCGAAAAACCAAGUGACGUAUGUCGUUGCGAAGAAACAAGACGCUCAGAGGCGAGCCGUUCGGCCACCCGGUGUCAAAGGCCAGUAUAGGAUCGUCGAUCCUAGAAUGAAGAAGGAUCUGAGAGCAGCCAAAGCAAAGGAAAAAACGAAAGGACGAGGCAAAAAAGGUGGGGGGAGGAGGGGACGAGGCGGUAAAUUGACGCGAGGAAAACCACAAGCAAAAUCGGCGAGGGGGCAAAAGACGAAAUAAUUCAAGACGUUCGUUAUGAACGCUAAAUGGUUUCUAUUUGACAUUUGUUAAAAACAUCAUUUUUCCGAACAAAUAUUAUUAUUAACGUAAUGCUUCAACAUUGAACAUUUCGUACCGUGUAUUUUCGUUAGGACAAGUGUAAAAUAGAUGACGAAAAACUGUUGUAUAGUCUCCUACCUAAAUGUUAUAUCGAUAACUUUACAUGAAUCAGAAUAACAUUGAAGUUCUUUGUAUCAUAAAACGACACGAUUGACGCUUACUUGAUCCUGAAAGUUGUUAUUAGAAGAUGGAACGACAAGGAGAUAUUCGUAAAUCUGUCGAAUAAAUUGAAACUAAUAGCGCGCGCAGUGCAACGCGACGUUAGUUUUUUUUAUAGACUAUCCUUGAACUUGUUCAUAUCGGAUGAAGGGCGGUCGUUGUUUCUGUUUAACGAUCUGGCACUCUUCUUUUUGUCUCACUCAUGAACCAUUUCUCGUCCGGAUGUGGUUGCCAAUUUUCUUGGGUGGUUAACCAUAUAUGUAUAUAGAGGAGGAAGAAUUAAUAAGUUUCAAACAUUUUUUACCAGAAAUCCAUUGUCAGAUAUUUCGGGCUGAAAGUCGAUAAUAAGGGAAGAGGAAAAAAAAAAUAAUUAAUGUGGCGGAUUAUAUAUUUUUUUAUGGUCCAGUUGUUGUCAUUGCGCUGGAUAACGCGGAUGCCUUUUACAUGCGACAAGACAUUAACGCGGGGAACAGUCGAAAAAUUUCAUUUCUCAAAACAGGUAUUAUAUAUAAAUAUAUUGAGACGACGGAUAUCGUUUGUCGUUCGGCAAGGUCGGUGAAUUUAAACUUUUCGCUGCACACACAAUUAGGCGUGUGUAUACGAUCGCGAAGGCAUUUACGUUGCGCACAGUGCAACGUAAUCGCAGCAGUAUGAUUUUUUUGUAAAGCUUCCUUCCCAGGAAGAACGUUAAAAAUGGAUAUAGAUAUUGUCAAAAAAUAUAUAUAUGUAUACCGAGGAUGUCGUUUCGCACUUCGACUCACGCAUUCGAUCGAGUAUACGGUAUACCAGAUUAUUUCAAGGUCAACAAAGUCAAAGAUACAAAAUUAACAUAGCCGUGUGGCUUAUUCGUUUAUCGCGCACAAUCAGCUGUAAGAAAAAAAGAAUACGAACAAAUAGGCUCUUAACAAAAAGUGUAAAUUCUACACGUGACGAUAAAAUAAAAUAUACGAGUAUCUAAGAUUAUCGCGAACGAAUGAAUUGGCUGACAAAACUAUAGUAUAUCGUUUAUACUCAAUUCAUUAAUUUUCUCAGUCGAUAAAUAAAAUACCAACAAUUUUGUACGCGGCGACGUUUAUUCCACGAGUCUAGUCCAAGUUUUAUGAAAACCAUUGAUGUACAAGAAUUCCGAGAGACGAGUGAAACCGUUGUUGCCAAAUAAUUAGAUGAAUUUUUUUGAAAUUACACAACGGCAGUUGGCAAAAUGAUUUCCGGCCCGGAAUAGCUGAUUGUGAAAUAAAAAAUGGAUUAGAGGUGU
Molecule: messenger RNA, 4275 nt
Organism: Venturia canescens
Lineage: Eukaryota; Metazoa; Arthropoda; Insecta; Hymenoptera; Ichneumonidae
Product: pre-rRNA 2'-O-ribose RNA methyltransferase FTSJ3
Exons: 5
Coding region: 237-2762 (841 amino acids)
Biological process (GO): maturation of LSU-rRNA from tricistronic rRNA transcript (SSU-rRNA, 5.8S rRNA, LSU-rRNA); rRNA methylation; maturation of 5.8S rRNA from tricistronic rRNA transcript (SSU-rRNA, 5.8S rRNA, LSU-rRNA)
Cellular component (GO): nucleolus; nucleus; preribosome, large subunit precursor
Molecular function (GO): rRNA (uridine-2'-O-ribose)-methyltransferase activity; rRNA (guanine) methyltransferase activity
Source: RefSeq, a predicted model, not a curated record